GGUUUCUCCGCGAUAUCGAGAAGAAAUUACAUUCCUGAGUCGUUUGCGGAUCACGCACCAGCGCACGUUUUCUUUCCUCUAUACCGACGUUCUCUAUACCGACGUUGCCAAAACAAAUUCACUUUACAUAAUUACGUAAAAAGCGAAAAAUGACACCCGGUGCCAAAAUGUGACACGCGCACGUCGCUCGAGCUCGAUUCGUCUUAAGGCCGACCGAGACCGCUCGCGAUAAUUAAUCACGGUAACUAACCGCCUCAGCAUCGUCAGAGAUAGCAAAGUGUCGCGCGCGUAUGAUGUCCCGAUAGAGCCCGCGGCCGCGCGGUCGUCAGCAUGGAACUGCUUUCGUUGAAUUUUUUUCUAUACACUAUGGGAGGCGUAUGGCGACCGGUCGAGUGGACGUCAAGUUGCGCCAAGCUGCUGAACAACGUCUUCGGCUUUUGCACGAUAGUCCCAAUAUACUUCCUCAUGCUGACCCAACUCAUGAAUCUCGUUUUCAUGGUCGAUAACGUAGACGACUUCAUCACGAAUUCCCUCAUGUUCAUGACCAUCCUCGCUAUUUGCUGCAAGGCGACGACCGCGAUGGUACGUCGCGACGUGAUCAUCGACCUGGUGCAGACGUUGUCGCGGGAGCCGUGCAAGCCUCAGGACGCGGACGAGUUGGCGAUACAGACGAAAUUCGACGUGUUCAUCAGGUAGGUCGUUCUACUCGGCAAGGGGCCGGAAGGUCGAAGGACCCGAUAGGUCCUCGGUCGAAUCGUUUCGUAAAAAUCGUCGAUUAACUUUUAGUAUGGUACAUUUUCUCUACCUGGAGACAGAUUUUUGUGAAAUCUUGCAUUUCUCUCUUUUUGGUCUUCUCGGUGGCCGAGGUGACACAAAUCUAAAAUCGGAUUUUAACAUGGUGGAUCUAAUGUGACCAUAUAGGACAAAAUUAGUGCAAGUCUGAAUAAAUGUUA
This is a messenger RNA of Harpegnathos saltator (Jerdon's jumping ant), 953 nucleotides long. RefSeq lists its product as uncharacterized. The coding region runs from base 331 to 696 and encodes 121 amino acids. NCBI's taxonomy places the organism in Eukaryota, Metazoa, Arthropoda, Insecta, Hymenoptera, Formicidae. The record is from RefSeq and is a predicted model, not a curated record. The transcript has a single exon.